AUCGCUUUCAGUCUCACCACCAAAGACACAGAGUUUCUUCUUGCCUAUCUCACGAACAUCCGAGAACUUUGCAAAGCAUCAAUCCUCUACACGAACAGCUGCAGCAUCACAAAAUGGCACCCAGCUACAACUCAAAGGCGAACCCCAACAGCUACAAGUCGAUGGGAAGACGGCCCACCAAUUUCAAGAAGAACCUCUUUGUAUCUCCUGAGGAGCAAGCCGCAGUCGACGAGUUCCACGCCUUUUAUGCGAAGUUGGACAUGGAGGAAAAGAACAACAAGAAGUCGCCUACCCAACCAGCCGACCAUGACACGCCCAAGGCAAAGAUGGAGAAUCCGCUCCCUCCUGGAGCCAAGGGGCUAGCUUCCUCACGUUGGGCUAAGAAAGAGGACGACAUCAAGCCGUUGCCUACCCCACAAGCUUUACCUACCCCACAAGCAGCGAGUCACCACAUGGAAGAAGACAAAAAGCCGCUGCUUCUCAGUAACACCAAGGGGCCUGCUCAUGCUCGCUUUGCCAAGAAGAAAGGGUACAACUCAAUUUCGCCCGAGGAGCAAGCCGCAGUGGAUGACUUUCAUGCCUUCUAUACGAAAUUGGACUUGGAGGAAAAGAACAACAAGAAAUCGCCUUACCAACCAGCCGAUCAUGACACGCCCAGGGCAAAGAUGGAGAACCCGCUUCCUCCCGGAGCUAAGGGGCUAGCCUCCUCACGUUGGGCUAAGAAAGAGGAAGAGGACCCGAAGCCGCAGUUUCCUGAGCCAACUAAGAACCCGAAGCCGCAGUUUCCCGAGACAACCAAGGGGCUUUCUAAUUCUCGAUUUCCCAAGAAGCCUUCUGGUCAGAGAAACGGAAAGGCUACUUACACCAAGAAGUGGGAGUUCACUCCCGAGGAGGACGCCGCCGUGAAGGCGUUCUUUGCUGAAUCAUCGGAGGACAAAGAGCAGAAGGGAAACGGCGAAUCUGUUUACCAACCAGCCGAUCACGACACACCCAAGGCAAAGAUGGAGAACCCGCUCCCUCCCGGAGCUAAGGGGCUAGCCUCCUCACGCUGGGCUAGAAAGGAAGACACAGUUUUUGCCCCUUCGACGACAUGGACCUCAAAUGCUUGAUUACGACGCCGCGAAGCAGUGAGAAAAUCAGGAAAGAAAUGAGAAGGGACGGGACCUUUGGAUGGGAGAUAUGCCAGAUUCUGCAGAUGAUCAAGGACGCAGAAGGAGGGCGGAGGACAAGGAGGACAUUAAGGGGAAGAUAUGUAGCGAGGAUUAUGGCAAGAGCGAGUUUGUGCUUCGGCAGGAAGGAAGUCAUGAUCAGGUAGUGCAAGGUUAAUGAAUGGAAUCAAUGGUUCUUGCUUGCCAUUUUUCUUUAGACAUUGAAUUGUCUGCCCGCUUUUACAAUUGUUCAUUAGGUAGGCUGCUUCGGCUUCUGGUGACAUUUUCAUCAGAAAUUCUGAAUCAGUCAUAUAUAAUUCUGUCGCUUUCUUUCAAUGGUCAAACCCCAUACCCUUCAUUAC
Molecule: messenger RNA, 1510 nt
Organism: Neurospora crassa OR74A
Lineage: Eukaryota; Fungi; Ascomycota; Sordariomycetes; Sordariales; Sordariaceae
Exons: 4
Coding region: 114-1109 (331 amino acids)
Source: RefSeq, a predicted model, not a curated record